UUGGUAAAUUGCCCCUCUUUCCAUCUUCCCCUCAUUCGUGUCUCUGCAUGUCUAUGAAUUCCUAUAUUAGACCCCCCACCUCCAUUGCAACUUUUAUUAUUUCCUGAUCUUCCACCAUUUUCUUUCAUCAGUACAAGGCAAAGUAAAAAACAACAAUGGGUCGGCCUUCCUCACCACUCUCGGCGCAUCUUCCGCCCUUAAUCAUGGGCACUGCGACCUUCAACUCACAAUACAAUCACGACCCUUACGCUCUCCCGACCACCGAUCUGGUCCACCGCGCUCUCACCGAUGGCGUACGUGCCUUCGACACAUCGCCUUACUACGGCCCCGCCGAGGAACUCCUGGGCCGCGCUUUGGCCAGCGAGGCCGUCCGCACCGCGUUUCCCCGCCACACAUACCAGAUUCUCACGAAGGUAGGCCGCAUCGCCUCCUCAUCCUUCGACUACUCGCCGCGAUGGGUUCGCCACAGCAUUCGCCGAAGUCUGCAGCGACUGCACACCGAUUACCUUGACGCGGUGUACUGCCACGACGUCGAGUUUGUGUCGCGCGCUGAGGCUUUGGACGCUGUGCGGGAGUUGCGGCGCAUCCGUGACACCGAGGGUACGAUCCGCUACGUGGGCAUCUCGGGGUAUCCAGUGGAUGUGCUGUGCGAAAUCGCUGAGCUGGUACUGCGCGAGACCGGCGAGCCGUUGGACAUCGUACAAUCGUAUGCGAACUUCACACUGCAGAAUACGAAGCUCCUGAGCCAGGGUUUGCCGAGAUUGGUGGCUGCUGGGGUGGACGUGGUGCCGAAUGCGUCACCGCUUGGCAUGGGUCUGUUGAGGAAGGAAGGAGUACCGAUUGGCAGCAUGGGGGAUUUUCAUCCAGCCCCUGAUGGGCUGCGCAAUGCUGUUCUUAGGGUGGGAGCGUGGACUGAUAAUCAGAUGGGGGAGAAGCUGGAGGUCAUUGCAAUCCGAUUUGCGUUAGAGAGAUGGCUACGCGAUGGAGCCAAGGUUGGGGCUCGGGGCCUGCCUCUAGCGCGUGCGCCCAACGCCGAUCCAAGCUUGACGCCAGUUACUACUAAUGGCACUGGAGAACGGUUGGGCGUCAGUGUGAUGGGCGUUAGCAACUUGGGUGAGUUGGAUGAGACGCUUCGCGUAUGGCGGAGUAUUGUCGAUGGACUAGACAGUGGCGAAGAUGAGCAGCCGCAGUCCUCCGCUGGCCUGAAAUCAGAGGGCCUAGUUAGUGAUCGUAUCUCAUCCCUGGCCCAGCAGGUUCAGGCCAUCCUUGGUUCCGAGUGGGUGGACUAUACAUGGGCCAGUCCAGGAUCAGACUUCGUCAACUCUCUACCUGCUGAUCACCUGUCCUCUCUGGAGGAAGCCGAAGAAGCUGCUGCAAAGGCUCGUCUGGGCGCUAAAACUUUUGCAACGCAGCCCGUUCAGGUAGUGAAUAAGACAACACACUUUUGAGACUGUCUGUCAUGACAAGACAUCUAAUGAUCUAUGCCCUUUCUGCCUGGCUCUGGUCUGGUAUCUGACGCGUUUCUUGGAUGGCUUCACUCUCGAGCAAGAGUGACGACCAGAUUCUACCUUCAUUUAUUCCUUAUGAUGAUCAAGGAUAAUUCGAGAUGGCGUGUGGUGUGUACUUGCCACUAUCAGAACUGUAUAGCAAGUGGUCAUUCUUCAAGAAAUCGUCCUAAUCUUGCAAACACUGUUCAUCGUCUUUUCCAUCUGCAACAUCCUCCCCAAGGACCCGCA
This is a messenger RNA of Aspergillus saccharolyticus JOP 1030-1, 1736 nucleotides long. RefSeq names its product D-arabinose 1-dehydrogenase (NAD(P)(+)) ARA2. The transcript has a single exon. Gene Ontology annotation, molecular function: D-arabinose 1-dehydrogenase [NAD(P)+] activity. Bases 156 to 1448 code for a protein of 430 amino acids. Gene Ontology annotation, cellular component: cytosol. Gene Ontology annotation, biological process: dehydro-D-arabinono-1,4-lactone biosynthetic process. The record is from RefSeq and is a predicted model, not a curated record. Lineage: Eukaryota; Fungi; Ascomycota; Eurotiomycetes; Eurotiales; Aspergillaceae.